Molecule: messenger RNA, 1210 nt
Organism: Trifolium pratense (red clover)
Lineage: Eukaryota; Viridiplantae; Streptophyta; Magnoliopsida; Fabales; Fabaceae
Exons: 3
Coding region: 89-1210 (373 amino acids)
Biological process (GO): hydrogen peroxide catabolic process; cell redox homeostasis; cellular response to oxidative stress
Cellular component (GO): cytoplasm
Molecular function (GO): thioredoxin peroxidase activity
Source: RefSeq, a predicted model, not a curated record
AAAAUACUGAACUCUCCUUGAUUGGGCCACUGUUUGUUUAGAAAAAAUAGGGUUUUUACUAUUAGAUUGUACCUCAAAAUUCUCAUCAAUGGAUACAUCUCUCUCUUUCUCUAGACUCCUCUCUUCUUCCACCACCACAUCACUCUUAUCUCCCAAAACCAAAACCCUCUCUUCCAAUUUUACCCUCCCCCUCAAACUCAACCGUUUCAACCCAAAACCUCUCCGAUUUUCCACUUCAUCCAAAAUCUCCGCCACCAUCUCCGUCGGCGACAAACUUCCCGAAUCCACCUUCUCAUACCUCGACCCCGCCAGCGAAGUCCAAACCAUAACAGUUUCCGACCUAACAAAAGGCAAAAAAGCCGUUCUCUUCGCCGUUCCAGGAGCUUUCACACCAACAUGCUCACAGAAACACUGCCAGCUUAUCAUGUGCGAUUGUUCCAGCUUAAUAGGGUGUUUUAGAUUCGUUUUUCAAAAGCUUUGCGCGCGUAAAUUGAUUCUGAUUAUGGGAAUACUAUGCGGCUUUGUUUCUAGCAAUUGGGCUGAAUCAGUCAUCCAAUUCGAUUUCGAAAUGGCAACCCAAUUUGACAUGUUGUGCGAUGUUCUUCCUGGGCAUAAUUCAUGGAAGUUCAAAGUUCGUGUCCUCCGUAUGUGGGCAAUUUCUUCUUUUAUGAAGCCUAAUGAGUUGAACUCUAUGGAAAUGGUGCUGAUAGAUGAGAAGGGAGGUAAGAUUCAUGCCUUGAUAAGGAAAGAAUUGGAUCUAUGGAAACUUAAAAUUCCUAGCAAAAUCUAUAACCACACAAUUAGUGCAGAAACUACUAAAGUGUCUGCAAAUAGUUCCGAUGAAAAAGCAAUAACAAUAGAACUUCAUGUACAAGGAUUCUAUAAGCUUUUUGUUCAGCCUUUGGCUGGACUUCAACCUAUACCAACCGAAAGUGAUUUUAUUGUAUCUCCUAUCUAUAAAUACAGUUUCAAGAUUCCUCUUUUCUAUCUCUCUAUUUUAUCUUUCAUUUUAUCUCGAAGGUUGGCCAAUUUACCCAUUAGCAAGGAUUUAGCUAAUUAUAUUGAACCCUAUAUUGUUGAAAAUUGCAUUUCAAUGGGACAACAAUUUGGAGAGAAAGAAUUUAAGAUUGUUUUUUAUAUUGAGGUCGUUGAAAUAGAUCUGGCAGAUUGUGAAGAUUGCGAUGAUUAUCGUAGACGCGGUAUCGUUUGA